Eremothecium sinecaudum is the source of this 4863-nucleotide messenger RNA. It is a transcript of the gene NUP188, whose product is annotated as Nup188p. Gene Ontology annotation, biological process: protein import into nucleus; RNA export from nucleus. NCBI's taxonomy places the organism in Eukaryota, Fungi, Ascomycota, Saccharomycetes, Saccharomycetales, Saccharomycetaceae. The record is from RefSeq and is a predicted model, not a curated record. The transcript has a single exon. Gene Ontology annotation, cellular component: nuclear pore inner ring. Gene Ontology annotation, molecular function: structural constituent of nuclear pore. The coding region runs from base 1 to 4863 and encodes 1620 amino acids.
AUGGACAUAAGCGAGCAAGAAGUUUACAUAACUUUCACGACAGUUUAUGAAUUCAUCCGUUCCGUGAACACAACUGAUAGAUAUACAGAGAAUGAAGCAACUUGGAAUUUGAUUUCUGAAUAUUUGACAAGAAAUAAAUCACUGUUACUUCAAUUGUCUUAUUUUACAACAGUUUCGGAUGAGACAGAGUUAACAAAGAAGUUUAAACUAAGGGGCGCUACCUAUGAUGUCUCUAAAGAAGAUAUUGAUGAAGCGAAAAUAUUGGCAUCUGAAUUGUCAGUUAAUCCUACGGAAUGUCUUAGGGUAAUUGCAAAUUGCAACAAAAGAGUACACCUUCAAGAAGGGCGGCAUUCUUUUUAUGCCCAGCAGAUCUUACAUGAAAGAAAUGCGGUUUUAGAUACCAUUGUGAUGCUUAUCAACAGCGAAAGUUUUCCUCAACUAAGCGAGCAAUACCUUCCACUAUUCAUGAGUGAAAAAGAAGCGAUGAUUAAAGAUUUGAUAUUUCUGUUUUCGAAAAUUUCUAUGAAUCUCGCAUCAGCUGAAUUGUCAUUUAACGAUGACAAUUUUUCUCGUACCAAAUUUUCUCAUGACAUUAAUUAUCUGAUGAGUAUUCUGACUCUACUUUCUAUUCGAUGUUUAAAUUCUGAUAUUCCAUGCUCUGCGAUAGAAGAAUGGUUUAAACUACUUGCUAAGAUGAAUUUUAUGAAUGUAGUAAUAGAAAAUGAUGAGAUUCCACGAGAAACAGCUUUAAAACUGCAUUCAUUGACAACCAUAGUUACUAUUUUAAUGCUUGGAUUGGAUACGGCAAAUAAUACAAUAAAUUUCAACGCUCCCUUUUUUACAGACGAAUCAGUCUUUAAACUAAUCAAUAAAAUUCUUCUGCAGAAUCCAACGAACCCUAUCAUACUGUAUUAUUGGUCAUUUAUCUUAUCAUUAAAAGCUUAUAUGUUAGAACAAUCACCUGAGACACAUGUUGAAUUUGUUAAAAAUGUAUUUGGGGCUACCCCAAUAUCUGAGUUAAUUGAUAUCUACACUUCUGCCGCAGAAAAAUUGCAUGUUUUGAAAUGUUUAAGGGACCUUCAUAAGGCACUUUCGGAUGAAGAAAUAUAUUCAGCCAUUUUGUCCUCUUACUUAAUAUUAUCUCUCAAUUUCAUACCGCUUAAUGAAGAAACUUCAUAUGCAAUUAAAACCAUUCUAAUUGGAACGCCUAGAGAGUUAGUCGAGAAUUUUCUAACUAGUGAUGAGUUUGAAAAAAAGUUGACGGUAUUGAGGGAUAAAUUACCCCUUAUUCAUGAGGCUCUAAUCCCUAUGAUCCAUUUAACUUCUGUACACCCGGAAUUUGCUCAUUUUGAAUGGAAGGAAUUAUCUACAUAUGCACAAAGGUUAAAGCUAAACGAUAUAGAUUAUGAUCUUGCCGUUGAUGAGGAAAACAGGAUAGAAUCCAAUGAACUAAUUGUAUUAAAAGAUGGUAUUUUGGUUAAGCCUCCGAUGGAGUUUGAGCAGAAUGUUCUUAUGCCGAUUCCAAAAAAUACAAAAGGUCAAAUUAUCCCAGCUGUGUCUGGCGACGAAGAUAUGGUUAUAUUUCUAUACAGAUAUAAUGGUUGGUCAUUACUAGGCAGGGUGCUACAAAAUAUCUGCGACACCUAUUGGGACAAUUCUUCCCUUGCAGAAAAAAGCCUGAAGCAGCAUUUACUUGUGUCGAUAAUAGAUUUAAUUUCCUCUAUAGUGGAUCCAGAGACACCCAUUGAACGCUCUACUGAAAUCUUACAGCAUUGUUCAGUUCAUGUUAGAGAGGAAGAUGUUAUUUCUUUGAUCUUUAAAACCUGUGAGCAAUCGUUACACUCCAGAGAUAUGAUCGUGCUUGCACCUUGUUUGAAACUCAUGACUUCUUUGGUUGCUAAUUUCCCUCAUAUUUUAUGGUCUUACCUUUCUCGGUCAGAUUUGAUUGAUCGUCACGGAAAAGCUGGAAUGGCAGCAAUUUUGCUGGGAACUCUGGAAUUACCAAAUGGUGAAUAUGACUUCACGAUCAGCCUGAUUCAAUUAGCCGACCAGUUAGUGACAGAAUCACUACACUUUGAGGCCACAUUUCCUGAUCGAAUGAAAAUUGGCCUUUUGGGAAGGAUAACUAGACAUUUAAUUCAUGUCUACGAAAGUUACCAGUAUUGGAAGUAUGUGAAUAUUACCCAAAGAAUUGAAAUUGGAUCAUCAUUGACUUCCUUAUUUACAAAAAUAAUUUACAGUGUUCAUGGGAUUGACGCAAACUCCAAACCAAGUGAAAAGGUUACUAAAGUACUUGAAGACGCAGCUGGGGCAAUAAUAUCAGUCUUUCUUGGGUCGGAAUCUCCUGAUAUCCGAGCUGUUACUGCUCUAAUCAAUGUAUUAACCUCUCCAACAUCUUCAGAGUCAAUUGCAGUUAAUAAUGGUAUACAUGGUAAUGAGUACAAUUAUCAAUUGCAUAAGACUUUUGAAUUCGUGAAUAUGUUAAUAUCUGUUAGAGAUUUGCUACAACUGCCACCUUCUACCCUUGAGAAAAAUAUUUACUUAAGAGCACGAGAUUUCGUCAAUAUUUACAUUUUCGAGCAAAGCUUGAAAGUACAGGUGAUUAAACUGUUUACAUACCUUGUUCGUGCACCUUGGGAUAUUGAACGGCCAUCCAUUUUGGCCCAUUUAGGACAAUCCCAUUCGCAACAAUUACUAGAAUUAUUGACGUUUGAUUUAGAAACACCUAUCCAAGAUCAUAGAGUACUGAAGACUUUAUAUGGAUUUUUUUCUUCCGUUAUGGAAGGUAGACAAGAUGGUCUCUCUAUAUUAUUUCUAACAGGCGAAGCGAUUUCCUUUGAUAAGAACAAAAAUUCCUCGAACUCUACAGAGCAUAAAUCAAUCUUAAAUAUUUUGAGGGCAAAUGCACUAAAGUUGGAUCAGUUACCCGAAGAAGUUGGCUCACACUUAUUAGAUGCUAUAUCUUACGCAUUCAACUCAUGGACACCCGCAAGAAAUAAUGAGACGGAUAAAGAUUUUAUUACUGCGUUAGUAAAACGUUUAGAAGCUUUCCAACCAGGCUCUGACGAAGAAAUUCAGACAGUUGAACAAACUGCAACAAUGGCAAAUAAGUAUAAGUUAAUUUCAAGGAUUGCUGAAAUAUGUGCAUUAUACUUAUUCACAUCAACUGGACCAUGCUCUCCAAUAUUUGACUUACUCAAUCGGACGGACUUGGCUAAGAUUGUUAAUCCGCUGUUUCAAAUUGAUGGUUACAAUAAAGAUUUGCAUCGGGAUAUUGCAGUUAACUUUGAAGAGAAAUGGAAAGGUUUGCAACUAUCAAAAUUCAGGUUGUCGUCUCUUUUCCGGGUUAGUAAGUCCUUCCAAAAUAGUAUAUAUGAUAUCCCGUUAAUGGAUCAAUAUUUCAGUGGUGAUGAAGAUUGGUUUGGAUCGAAAAACUCACCUGGGUUUAGAAAUCAGGUAGUUGAGGCAUCAAUUAACUUACAAUAUGUCACUUAUCAAGUAUCUGCAGCUAAGUCCUGGGGAGCGUUGUUAACCUCAUUUGUGAAGAAAACGCCUGUUUCACUACAGGACACAUUUAUCGACGUAGUGAUUCACCUGUUGGACAUCAAUAUUGAGCGUUGUAUAGAUUGUCAGGUUUUUGGUGAAGUCUACCUGGAAAGGAUUGAACUUUGUUUCUACAUGUUAUAUUCUUUUAUGAAAACGGCGAAAGAGGUCCCAGAAAAUAAGUUAAUGGACAUUACAUUGAAACUAAUCCAUAUUCUGAAGUCCCCGGAAGUGGAGUUUCUAGAAAAUAUUGCACAUUCAAGAAAAAGCGCAUACUAUAGGCCAUUAUUGCGUUCUGUACUAAUUACUUUGUCAUUGGUUAAAUCCGAAAAACAUUUUAUUGAAUCAGUUUCAAAUGAACUACUAGGGUUUUUUGAAAUUAUUUUCUGCAAAAGUGUUAAUUUAAUUCUCUCAGAAAUAUUGUCAGAGAUUAACUCUACUUCCACUUGUGGUAAUAACGUAACAGUCACUAAAAUAACAGACAAAAUCCAAGAUUUAUUGCUUCUACUAUCUCUCUUUACCAGUAUUAAGAAGUUGAAACCAUCAUCCAAUUUUAUGCAAAUAUUGGCUUCAUCUUUGAAUGAAAUGGAUACAUUAAAGUCCAUUUUAAACUUGUAUUCCAGUUCCCAUCUAUUCAGGAUUAACCAUGAACCCAUAAUCGCAGAUGUUACAUUAACAUUACUAUGUGAACUAUGUUCAGUUGACGAAGUUGCUGAAAAAUUGAUAAUUAAUGGUCUAUUUUCUGUUCUUCUGGAAAGUCCAAUUUCUAUCAUGAUUCAACAAGGCAGAUUAAAACCAGAAACACAACCACGGAUCCAUAGUAUCUGGAGCAAUGGUUUGCUAUCAAUUAUUCUUCAGCUGAUAAGUCAAUUUGGUCCUAAAAUGCUUCCUGAGUGCUGCCUAUUUGUUUCCUACUUUCACAAGCAGAUAAGUACAGCUAUAUUCAGUUGGUCAGAUAAUUCGUUGGCAAUUUCAGCUGCAUUAAUUCAAGAGACUUCUCAAAUCAUCAUGUUACAGAAAAUGUUUAGCCACCUGGAUUACCAGAAGUAUUUGAGCAAUCCUAACGCUAAAAUGAAGGUUGUUGAUGACACUGAAGUUAUUGAAUUAAUACCUGGAUUGGAUAAUGACAUAGAGAAACGAGAAUUAUACCGUUCAUUUACACAUUUGUUAACUCAUCCGAAGUACUUGAACUCUAGGAUAGUUCCCACCACUUUGGAGGAACAGCGACUGUUGGAAGAUGACGAAACAAGGGCUAUUUUCGUGAAACGUACAACGGAGGAAAUCAAGAAAUUACAGGAAUCACUAUUCACAGUAUUCUGA